AUGGAAAAAGCUUCCUUGAACAUUGCUCAGACAAAGGAAAUACCACUGACAGAUAGGCGAAUGGGGCUCCGAGGAUGGAAGGCGUGCAGUAGGCCGCAUUUACUAGGUCGAAUAUUGCUUUUCAUGAGCAUACUAUUUAUUACAAGUGCGGAAUUAAGUAGCGACGUAAGCUCCAGAGAAGUAUAUAUGCCGAUAUUCAAUAAUAAGCUGUCGUUCAAAGUGCCGCCUAUUAAACGCUCGUUGCUGCUAGGAGCAGCCCUGUACGAAGAUUUCGAAUAUAGCUCUAACAACAGUGCUUCUGACGGAGCGUUCUGUACCGUGUUUAAUGCAGGCAUGAAUGACGCGUCUAGGGAGGUUGUUUUUGAAAUCCAUGUAAUGGACGUGUUGCAAGAAGAAACAGACUCCAGCAGGUUCGGAGGAACCAGUCACGAGCGUGGGAGGCAAUCACUGGGCUUCAGUGUUUUUAAUAACAAGAAUGGUGAUUUGUUAAGAAGCAAGAAAAAUCUAGCGAGCGGGACGUCGGUCAUCGAAGUUAAUCCUGGGAACUGUAAUGAGUUCUUGAUAUGUUUCAUAAAUUUAGUCUAUGACGGAUCGUGGAGCUCGAUUGAUACUGAAAAAUCUGUAACGAUAAAGAUGACCUACAAUGAUAAGCUCGAUCCUGACAUGUUGUUGCAUUUGGUCAAUCAAAUGACACCGCAGGUGGUGAAAGCAUUGAAUACCGUCUCUGACGGCCUUUUCCAGAUAGUGAGCGAUACCACACUUCUUCAAAUGGAAAGUGAUAGGCGAGAUAUAAAUGAGGCGACGUAUAGUUAUCUGAUUGUGGGGUUUGUGUCGCUUAUGGUAGCACAGCUGAUAUCCAAUAUUAUAGUUACUACCUAUUUGAUUAUUAAGAUCAAAAGUAAUCCUUCAUCUCAUAUCAAAAAGAAAGGUUUGUAA
Molecule: messenger RNA, 936 nt
Organism: Saccharomyces cerevisiae S288C
Lineage: Eukaryota; Fungi; Ascomycota; Saccharomycetes; Saccharomycetales; Saccharomycetaceae
Gene: RRT6
Product: Rrt6p
Exons: 1
Coding region: 1-936 (311 amino acids)
Cellular component (GO): membrane
Source: RefSeq, marked reviewed